Molecule: messenger RNA, 1798 nt
Organism: Callorhinus ursinus (northern fur seal)
Lineage: Eukaryota; Metazoa; Chordata; Mammalia; Carnivora; Otariidae
Gene: NAAA
Product: N-acylethanolamine acid amidase
Biological process (GO): fatty acid metabolic process
Cellular component (GO): lysosome
Molecular function (GO): fatty acid amide hydrolase activity
Source: RefSeq, a predicted model, not a curated record
ACCCGGGCCCGCUGGCCACCGCGGUCCCAGUUGCGACCGCCGGAGCCCGAGCCAUGCGGGCCGCGGGGCCGGGGGCGCGCCCGGGGCCGGCGCUGCUGCUACUUUUGGCCGGGGCCGGGGUGUUUGCCGCCGCCUUGCCCCCAGCCCCGCCACUCUUCAACGUGAGCCUGGACGCGGCGCCCGAGCUGCGCUGGCUGCCCGUGCUGAGGCACUUCGACCUCGACUUCUUGCGCACCACGAUGGCGCACAUCCUCGGGAAUAAGGUCCCCAAGUGGGUCCACGCAUUGAUUGGAAAGGUGGUCGGGGAGCUGGCGCGCUUCCUGCCCCAGCCCUUCACCGACGAGAUCCGUGGCAUGUGCGAAGUCCUGAACUACAGCCUGGCCGACUGCCUGCUGCUCAACCUGGUUUACGAGUCCACCGCAUUCUGCACCAGUAUUGUGGCUCAAGACUCCAGAGGCCACAUUUACCAUGGCCGGAAUCUGGAUUAUCCUUUUGGAAAUUUCUUACGCAAGUUGACUGUGGAUGUGCAGUUCUUAAAGAAUGGGCAGGUUGCAUUCACAGGAACCACAUUUAUUGGCUAUGUAGGAUUAUGGACUGGUCAGAGUCCAUACAAGUUUACAGUUUCUGGCGAUGAACGAGACAAAGGCUGGUGGUGGGAGAACAUGAUCGCUGCCCUUUUCCAGAGACACUAUCCAAUCAGCUGGCUUAUCCGCACUACCCUGAGUGAGUCAGAAAACUUUGAAGCAGCUGUGUAUAAACUGGCCAAGACUCCCCUAAUUGCUGAUGUUUAUUAUAUUGUCGGUGGUACGUCCCCCCGGGAGGGAGUGGUCAUCACGAGGAACAGAAAUGGCCCAGCAGACAUUUGGCCUCUAGAUCCUUUAAAUGGAGCGUGGUUCCGGGUGGAGACAAAUUACGACCACUGGAAGCCAGUACCUAAGAAAGAUGACCGAAGAACGCCUGCCAUCAAAGCCCUUAAUGCCACGGGCCAGGCAAACCUUAGCGUGGAGACGCUCUUCCAGGUUUUGUCCGUGUUUCCGGUGUGUAACAACUACACAGUUUAUACUACAGUAAUGAGUGCUGCCAACCCAGAGAAGUACAUGACGAGGAUCAGAAACCUGGGUUAAAAAUGAUUUCUUAAAAAUGAAAUUCUUGAAGAGCUGUACUUUAAAAAACAAACAAAAUGAAAGGAUUGUAUUGUUUCAGGAACAAUACAGGUUCCUUCCUCAUUAAGCUUUUCGGUCUUGUGAAGUGGGGGCAGGAGGAUCACUCUGCAGCUUGUAUUGCUGAAGUGGGUGAUAGGCGUCUUGCAUUUGCUUCUCUUCGUCACUUGCCUUGACCGUCUCUCAGCUCUGUCUGUACUGACUGGAACCACUCAAAGAUAAUUGGUCUCAGAGGUCAAGCCCCUUCUCCCCACAACACGUGGCAAUGUUGUCAGACCUCAGCUUAUGAAGAAACGAGCUGGCCAGACCUCUUUGUUUAUUAUGAAGUGCUUCAGGAAGAGUCUGAGAAAAAAAGAUUCUUCUAAGAGAAAUGGAGAACUGUAGUUUGAAUAGAGCCUGUUUGAGUGUCUGUUAGUCUGAGCUUCGAUCAUGUGUUUCCGUGGGAUGGGAUUCUCACUUUGCAUAAUGCGUCUAAUGUUUCUUUAUAAAAACUGAUGGGCCUCCUUUUUCUAAAUAGCUACUUUCUUACAGCUCUUUGAAAGCAAUAUGAAACCAAAUUAUUUCUGAUUGUCAUUUUUCAUUAGUUAAUAAAAUGUUGAAAGAGAUGUUGGCAAGGAGAAUAAACAUUUUUCCCAAUA